CAAACCACUUAUAAUACCCUUUCCUUCUAUUUGUUGGUGUGUGAUCUUAUAGCUAGCAUGUCACCACUAUUCUUCCAAACAACAACUUUUAUCAGAUAGUUUUCUUUUUCUUCUUCUCUUGUCUUUUAUUACAGUCAGACACCCCGUACAAAAGCAAAAACAUGGCAUCAUCUUCUUCUUCUGAACUAACCCUUGAUUGUAAACCCCAUGGCCAUUUUGCGGCGCCGUCCAAGUGUUACGCAGACCAGCAGCAGAUUGUUGUUGUUAAUCAUACAUUGAAGCUUGAAGACUACCUCUCUCGUCUCGAGGAAGAACGCCUUAAGAUCGAUGCUUUCAAACGUGAACUUCCCCUUUGCAUGCAACUUCUUACCAAUGCUUUGGAGUCAUCAAGACAACAACUACAGGCAUACCGAGCGAAUCAAGGACCAAAACCAGUUCUUGAAGAAUUCAUGCCCCUCAAAACCUCAGUGUCGGAGAACAUGGACAAGUUCCAAACCAUAUCUGACCAUAAAGCCAACUGGAUGACCACUGCACAACUAUGGAGCCAAGCAGGACAUUACGAAACCAAACCACAAUCCUCCUCAAUUACUACAUCAUCCCCUAAAGACACUGAUAUUGGUCUGAAUGUUGUUAGUCCCAAGUUGGGAUCAUCAUUAGAUUCCAAACAAAGAAUUGGAGGAGCUUUCCUUCCAUUCUCCAAAGACAGAAACUCAUGCAGUACUGCUCUCCCUGAUUUAUCACUUGCUUCUUCAGACACUGAAAACGGAACAUCUUGUCAACAGAGAGAUGAUGGGACAAGUAACAACAGAACUGAUGGGCAAACAACGAAUGGUUCUAAUACUAAUCAACCUCAUAGGAAAGCUAGGCGUUGCUGGUCACCUCAUUUGCACAGGAGAUUUGUCAAUGCUCUCCAAAUGCUUGGUGGCUCUCAGGUUGCUACACCGAAACAGAUCAGGGAGUUGAUGAAAGUUGAUGGUUUGACCAAUGACGAAGUGAAAAGCCAUCUGCAGAAAUAUAGGUUGCAUACAAGGAGACCAAGUCCAAUUCCACAAGCAGCAGGAGCUCCAACACCCCAGCUUGUAGUCUUAGGUGGUAUCUGGGUUCCACCAGAGUAUGCAACCGCCGCCCACAGCGGGGAUCCCGCCUUGUAUGGUGCUCACCACCACCACCACCCAGCAGUUCCCCAUGCACCACCUCACUUCUGUGCAUCACCAGUGCCACAAGAGUUCUACACCACUGCUGCAACCCCAGCUCUACCUCCACCUCACCACACCUUCCACCACCAACUCCACAACAUGUACAAUGCACGAAACUCACCGGAACCUGACGUCAGGGAAGCCGGAGAUCGGUCAGAGAGCAUUGAAGAUGGCAAGUCUGAGAGUGGUAGCUGGAAAGGGGAGAGCUGUGGGGAUCAGAGAAUAGGGCUAGCUGCACUGAGAGAAGAAGGUGAAGAGAGCAAUAGAAGUGAGAUCACUCUAAAAUUCUAAUAGUGUUUUUAGGGUUUAGGGUUUCAGUAAUGGUUCAUGCUCUAUAUUAUUUUGAAAUAAAAAAAAAAUUUUAAUAUCUUUUGUUCUAAAUAAGUGAAGCGAGGAGAAAAGAGUGCAUUAAAGAAAAAGCAAUCGUUUGUUUUGUACUUCUCAAUUGAUUUUCACUCUCUUUGCUUUCAAUGUUUAUUUCAGAAUAAGAUUGAAUAUUGGAUUA
Messenger RNA from Gossypium raimondii (Peruvian cotton), 1701 nucleotides. Its product is annotated as myb family transcription factor EFM. Gene Ontology annotation, molecular function: DNA binding; DNA-binding transcription factor activity. NCBI's taxonomy places the organism in Eukaryota, Viridiplantae, Streptophyta, Magnoliopsida, Malvales, Malvaceae. The transcript has 4 exons. Gene Ontology annotation, biological process: regulation of DNA-templated transcription. The record is from RefSeq and is a predicted model, not a curated record. Bases 162 to 1487 code for a protein of 441 amino acids.